GUGGCGGGUCCACUUGGCAGCCCCACCUCCUUACCCCAGGUGGCCCCAAAUCCCCUCUGAAAGGGUGCAGUUCAGGUAUCAGCAUCGCCACCUGUAAGACUUGGGCUGGGGUGGAGAGGGCAUGGAAGGCUUAGAUCAAAUGUCCUGAGUGAGGCAGGACUAGUUUGUCCCCGACACAAAACGGCUGGGAAGGAGCUACCACGGACUCCCAUUUUUGAAUCAGACCAGCCCCAGGCCUGAGCUGACUGUCCACAGUCCUUGGAUUAGUCAUAGCACUGAAGAGGAGGAGAAGACAGCACCAGGCUGAGCCUGGCAGGGAGUCUGGAGUUACUGGUUUCUAAAACCAUGCAGGCGUCAGCCAGGGGAGGGGCCUCCAUGUAGGGGAAGGGCCGGAAGCUGGGGCAGGGCCCCAGGCAGCUGUGCAAGGCUGCGCAAGAAGAGGCAACAGAGAAGAGAACAGAAAGGAUCCCGAUAGCCUUUCGAAACUCAGGAGAGUGGCCACUCCAGCUUUGACCACCUAAGACACCACUCCUGCUCCAUUUGUUAUUCUGAGCCCUCUGCUUACCCUGUACCCCAAGGAUGGAGCCACUGCUAGGAGUGAAAAUUGGCUGCCUGUUCGCCAUGCUGGUUCUCACUCUGAUCUGUGGCCUCAUUCCCAUCUGCUUCAAAUGGUUCCAGACUGAUGCAGCCACAGGUCGACACCACUGGAUCCUCAGCCUCCUGGGCUGCACUUCUGCUGGCAUUUUCCUGGGAGCGGGGUUCAUGCACAUGACGGCUGAAGCCUUGGAAGGAAUUGAAGCAGAGAUCCAGAAGUUGGUGACACAGAACAGGACAAAAAGUGAGGGAAAUUCUUCUGACGAUGCUGAUUCAACUCAUAUCAAGUAUCCCUAUGGAGAGCUCAUCAUCUCCCUGGGCUUCUUCCUUGUCUUCCUUCUGGAGUCGCUGGCAUUGCAGUGCUGUCCUGGGGCUGCUGGAGGAUCAACAGUGCAGGAGCAGCAGUGGGGUGGAGCUCACGGCCUUGAACUCCACAGCCAUGGACCUCUACCCUCACCGUCUCGGGGUCCCCUGCGAGCCUUCAUCCUCUUGCUCUCACUCUCCUUUCACUCCGUGUUUGAAGGUCUAGCUGUGGGGCUGCAGUCCACAGUGGCAACCACCGUGCAGCUCUGUCUUGCUGUCCUGGCUCACAAGGGGCUUGUAGUGUUCAGUGUAGGACUGCGGCUGGUGCAGAGACACACUGGAUCACGUUGGGCCAUGCUCUCCAUACUGUCCUUAGCUCUCAUGUCCCCCCUGGGCCUAGCCCUAGGGCUGGCUGUGGCUGAAGGAGACUCUGAGGCGGGGCAAGGCUUGGCCCAGGCUGUGUUAGAAGGUGUGGCGGCUGGCACCUUCCUGUAUGUCGCCUUCCUAGAAAUUCUGCCCCAGGAGCUAGCAAGUCCUGAGGCCCCUCUGGCCAAGUGGGGCUGUGUAGCUGCUGGUUUUGCCUUCAUGGCUGUUAUUGCCUUGUGGGCCUGAGAGAUUCCUGAUUUUUCUGAUGGACCUAAGAUGACCUUAUCCUCAGGAGACACCAACUAAAUGACCUUAGCCCUUAGACACUUCUUCACUGAGACAAAGUGUCAAUCACUAGGCAUCAUUUCCUUAAACUGGACCCCAGCUUUUCCCUCCAUGAGGUCCGAUUUCUCAUGCAGGACUGAGAAAAGGAUCUUUCGUUUGAGUGCCCAUAAACUGGAGAAUUGAUAUAAAGAUCAUCAUUUUUGGUCUUUAUACUUGACUCUUGGCCCAUUUAUGCUACUGUGUGUAAUAAAAUGUCCAUUUUAUCCUUCCCCUUUAGCCAUGCUCCACUUCACUGCUAGGAGCUGCCUGGUGCAGGAGGUGGUGGAGUGGGAAGGCAGAAGGGUGAGUGUGCGGUGCCAUCUUCUCUUCUGGAAUUGGGCCGCUAGCCAUUCUAUCCAUUGUGGGCCAUGCCCCUUAAGACAUGGGAGCAUGGCUGAAAUUUCAACAGCUCGCUACCACCUUAUGCACAGGUGUUGAGAAACUGAGCCAGAGUUCCCGGCACUGAGAGAGAGGAAGUUUUAACAAGAGAAACUAUGGGAAUCUAGUUGUUUUCCCCCUACGCUAACCACACCCAUCCCACGCCUACUACCUGUUAUCGCCUCCCAUCACUGUCCAGCGGACUCUUGAGAUAAGGCUAAAUGGAGACAAUUUCUACCUGUUUUUCACACUGAACCCUGUAUGGCCUCAGGGACACUGUUGCUCUUCUCUGAGGCUCUGUCUCCUUCCAGCUGCCUUAUGCUAAGGGACUAAGAAGCAGUGUGUUUGGAGAGGGAGCAAGGCGCUGGAUAAAUGCCUGGGGUGAUUAUUCGGCUCUGCCACGACUUACUGGCUUUCCUACUACCUGACUCACCUGCCCCUGUGGCCCCAGCCCCUUCCUUCCAGACCAUUCACCUUUCGGUUUGAGUAACUCCUACAACGUGUUGCUUCUCCUCGAAACUGCUAAGGACAUAAGAUUGUUCACUAUGUCUGCGAGUCUGUUACUGUUUUGUAGAUGAGUUCUUACGGUUCCUGGGGGGAGAGGGUGGGAAGGAAUAAAAUUUGGGAGUUUGAGAUUUACAAAUGUUAGCCACUAUAUAUAAAAACAGGUUUUUUAAAAAAUUUCUUCUGUAUAGCACAGGGAACUAUGUUCAAUAUCUUAUAAUAACCUUUAAUGAAAAAAUACGAAAAUGAAUAUAUGUGUGUAUAUGCAUGACUGGGACAUUGUGCUGUGCACCAGAAAUUGACACAUUGUAAUUGACUAUACUUCAAUUAAAAAAAAAAUUUUUUUUUUAACUGCUAAGAAUAAGUACAGAAACUGAUUCUCUGGAGUUGAGGAGCAGCAGGAUGUCUGUGGCUCAGCCCCUGAGGUAUGAGAUGGAGGACUAUUUGAGACUCAGUGGAGAAACUGGGAAGAGAAAGGGUGCCCUGUGAGCCCCACGGCUCACCAGUUUGCUCCUUCUCAUGUUUUCGGUGCGGAAGCCCAAGUGGCCUUGACAUGGACAAAGUCUCCUGAGUUUCAUUCUUAGCUCGAUCUGUCUCCUGUCCGUCCCAUUCCCCUCCCCGUAAAUUGCAAUACUCAAACCUCCUCACAAA
Molecule: messenger RNA, 3120 nt
Organism: Camelus dromedarius (Arabian camel)
Lineage: Eukaryota; Metazoa; Chordata; Mammalia; Artiodactyla; Camelidae
Gene: SLC39A2
Product: solute carrier family 39 member 2
Exons: 4
Coding region: 580-1509 (309 amino acids)
Biological process (GO): zinc ion transmembrane transport
Cellular component (GO): plasma membrane
Molecular function (GO): zinc ion transmembrane transporter activity
Source: RefSeq, a predicted model, not a curated record